Baudoinia panamericana UAMH 10762 is the source of this 710-nucleotide messenger RNA. RefSeq lists its product as uncharacterized. The transcript has a single exon. The coding region runs from base 354 to 509 and encodes 51 amino acids. The record is from RefSeq and is a predicted model, not a curated record. Lineage: Eukaryota; Fungi; Ascomycota; Dothideomycetes; Mycosphaerellales; Teratosphaeriaceae.
CCCAGCAUCGGCGUAGGUAGGCGUCCUCGUACGCAGAAAGCAGGUUCGUCCCUUCCGUCAAGGUUUCAUACCUGCCCAAUCGAGCAGAGGAGCCGUGUGGGAGGUGUGAGCGACUCCGAACACUAUGCACGGGAUCAAUAGUCCGCUGAUUGUGUUGAUCGCGUGCACGCAUUUAUAAGGUGAGGUCCUUCCUUUCCGAUUCUAGCGCUACAGGUAAGGUGGACACACGGCGGAGAGAUAGUGGGGAUCGCCAGCGGCCUGCUUUUCACGACGUGACGCAAGUGCAAGCCAAGGGGCGAACGGCAGGAGAACAAAGAAUCUAGCAAGACCGAGCAGGGUGGAAGCCGGUGAUAAUGAGGCGGUCCGAGGCGUCCAUUACACAAAAGAUGUCCAUAGCAAGAGGUACUUCCCAAACUAGAAUGCUGGCAUGGGCGGUAAGCCCCGCUGGCUUGCAAGAUCGCUUUAGCAUCAUGAUCGGCAAGGACUUCCAUCUGGAUAGUGCAUUUUGAGAUAAGAGCUCGCGGUGAACUGGUAAGCGGACUACCACGGCUAGCAGAUGCUUGAGGUGAGUAGUCGGUUUUCGGGGGAUGUCUGAUAAGGCUCCCUACCGUCUGCGAGCAAUCAGCGUGUUGCAUGUCGAUAGGACUUACACCAACCCUGCAUUGCAGGACGGCAGGUGUCCCGGGUAACAACCUCGACCCAUCAAGUCU